Messenger RNA from Drosophila erecta, 3202 nucleotides. RefSeq names its product probable basic-leucine zipper transcription factor G (gene Atf6). NCBI's taxonomy places the organism in Eukaryota, Metazoa, Arthropoda, Insecta, Diptera, Drosophilidae. Gene Ontology annotation, cellular component: nucleus. Gene Ontology annotation, biological process: endoplasmic reticulum unfolded protein response; regulation of transcription by RNA polymerase II. The record is from RefSeq and is a predicted model, not a curated record. The transcript is spliced from 3 exons. Bases 180 to 2411 code for a protein of 743 amino acids. Gene Ontology annotation, molecular function: RNA polymerase II cis-regulatory region sequence-specific DNA binding; DNA-binding transcription factor activity, RNA polymerase II-specific.
GCCGGAUGUGAAUAGUACACUUACUAUAUAAGCUUUAAAUGUGAAAUGGCUAUUACACUAUACAUUAAUGAUGAUGUUGUUUUAAUGAACCAACAUUUUGUGCACUUGCUGACGUUUGCUGUGAUAAUCAAUUCUGGUUUAAUAAACAUAUUCAUUUCGCAUUCUAUGUCCCAUUAGUUAUGGACAUCAAUGAAUAUAAAUUAUACAACGAUUUAUCGCUGUUGGGAGAAUUGGCUCAAAAUGACUACGACAAUUAUGUUUUACACGACAUUCUUAACUCAUCCGAAUUCUGUAAUGAUACAUCGCUAGAUCUGAGUGAAUUAAUACCUGACUUUCAAAGAGAACCGUUUGGUUUGCAUUUGUCGUCAAACCCAAUAUCUUUAGAAUUUAGCUCAAAUACAAUGGCUUCGAGUUCCGCUAUUUCUGCUGAAACUAAAAGAAAUAUAAAUGACACUAAUUUUCAAUUGGAGUUUAGUAACAGCAGAAUUCAUAUGCCCAAUGCGUAUCCCGAGAUAAGUUUAAGCAAUUCAAAUGUAAAUGAUACUUCUAACGAAUUAACUGAAGGAGCACCACAUCCACUCAUAGUCGAUUCGGAUAAAACUGAACAGUUUUUUGAACCUACUAAAGUUACGAGCCCCAAAGAAGAAGUCAAAAGCAUAAUAUCCAACCUAUCUGAUAUUAAGAACGAACUUCAGGAAACCUCCCAGGAUUUGGGGUUUACUUUAUAUAACAAGAGGAUUAAUUCAUCUUUAACCAAUAGCUGGCCAUUAAGUAAUGUGUACACAGAUCAUCAGAUAUCAAAAACUGAUUUACCUUUGUCAAAGACAAUAAAAUUAACAUCACAUGAUUACAAACCGCUUAUGCAAACAGUGAAAUGUAACAAAGAUAGGGCCUUUAAAAGAAGUUUUAAUGUCGGGUCUAAGAUUUCUAAUAUUGUAAUUAAGAAAAAAAAUGCAACAUUUAUACAAUCAUUUAAAGAAAGCACGCAAGCACAUACAAUGAAUGAAAAGAUCUACAAAAAACAUCAACGUAUGAUUAAGAACCGGGAGAGUGCUUCCUUAUCACGCAAAAAAAGAAAGGAGUAUGUUGUUUCAUUGGAGACUCGAGUAAAUACACUUGAAAAAGAAUGCGAUGCCCUAAGAGCUGAAAAUAUCACAAUACGGGAUCAGUUAUUUUUGUUUGCCACGUCUUGCCACUGUGAAUUGGGAAAUGCAAAUGGUGUUUUUCCUAAGUAUUCAGUAUCUGAUGGAAAUGAGAGAAAAAAUGAGAGACUUACAUCAAAGGCAAAGCAUUGCAAUAAGAAUAAUACCGCAGCAACCAUAAAAAAAAAUGUCGCUAUAUUAUUUGCUAUGGCUUUUGUGGUAUCUCUGAAUGCUGGAACUUUUCAAAAAUAUGUUAGCAUGCCAAAUAAUAUGGAAGGCAUAAGUGAUAUUGAGCCUAUCGGAAAACAAUUAAGCAUGCCCAGUCGACAUUUACUCUGGGCUGACACAGAGGAGGAAUAUCAAGAAACAAACAAAUUAAAGACAUUUCUUACAGACAAACAGCCUAAUCCACCUCUCUAUUUUUUAAGUUCUGGUAAACGCAACCGCAAUAUAAAUUCUUUAGAAAACAUUACUAAAAAUGUAUCUCAAACUUACUCAUUUAAUGAACCUCCACCAUUAACAUAUUUACCUACACAAACCUGUAUAAACAGGUGCAGGUCCUUCAAUUCUUCUUCCAAUCAAUCUAAAUAUUUCAUGCUCGCUCAAAAUUUACAUAAAUGGAUUAGCGGCACCUUAAACAUGUCUCCAAAAAUUGCAAACGAGAAAGAGGACUUAAAUGGUUUUGACUUAUUGAAUAAUUACUUUGAAGAAAGACGUGACAUACAAAUUAAACACGAAAAGCAAAAAAUGUUUAUUGAUUUAAACGAAUAUACUACGGUUUUACCGGAAAAACAGCGAAAACUAAACAAUACAAAAUCUUUUGAACAAUUGAAUCUAAUAAGUAAAAUUAAGAGAAGAGAUGAUACUUUUUACGUAUUUUCUUUAAAUAUGGAUCAUGCACUACUUCCAGCAUUAACAUACAAUAGUAGUUAUCGGCCAAAAUUGUCGCUGGUACUUCCCUUAGAAAAUCCCGGAAUUAACGGUAAAAUGAAAAUGAUCCAGGUAGACUGUGAGGUAUUUAAUACUAAAGACUUUGAAGUGAGUCAUCAUUUGCUUCCAGAUAAAGUUCGUCAAAAUACCGUUCAACGGAAACCCAACAAGCAAAAUAUAAAAAAAGUUAGUGUUGAAACACCAUUUAACACAAUACGCGAUCAAAACUCGAUGGUACGCAAAACCCCACGGAUGCGUAAUUUUUACAAGGUUGGUUCUAGAAAUCAAGCUACCGUCGCAUCUAGUUUUAAUAAAGAAACACAUCUUAACAACCAAUAACUAUCAGCUUUACCGUGUUGCGCGGCAUAAUACAGUACAGUAGCAUACAGAACCUCGUAGAGUAAAAGCUUUUAGUAGAUUCGUUGUAUGUUUGUAACGUCUGUAUGUCCGUAUUUCGCUACGCCGAAUUUUGAAAAUUUUGUAGAUUGAUUUUUUAUUUCAUUAAAUGUUUUGCAAAUUUCUAUCGAUAUGCCAAACAAAUUUUUUUCACGCACAGUUCAUAAAACCAAGUAAGGUAUAUCUAUGAUAUGAAUCGAGGAAAUCGACUGUACCGUUGUGUUCUUUCCUAAUGUGUUCUUUCUAUCAAUAAAAUAUAUAUGAAAUAUGAAAUAAAAGCUUUAUUAAUCAAAACUGGCUAUGUGAACGUCGAAGUUCUGUAAAGUAGAUGAGCUUCAAAGCACAAAAUUAAAUAGACAAAAUUAAAAUAAGCACAAUAAAACAAAUAAGCGAAUAAUUCAAAAAUUGAAUAAUAAACACCAUUAAAUGUUGUGUUGGACAUUGUGACGCGUUUUUACUUUUUUUUUCAACAUAAAAUCUUUGUAAACUAUUUAAAAAAAAAAAUAUUUGACAUAAUAAUUAAAACUGUCUAUUUGAGCGAAGUAGAUUUGUAAGAUAUGUGAGCUGUAUAGCACAAAAUUGAAAUGUUGAAUAAAUAAAUAAGUAUAACGAAAAUUUAAUACUAAAUAUCUUUAGUCCUUUAAAUUGAUAAGCGUUGCCACUUUUUUAGGGCAACAUGCAAUCUUUGUAAACUGGAUAAAAGCAGUCACAAUAAAGUAGAAAUUGUCGCAUUA